CAACCGACAGCUGACUAGCCCAGCCGGGUAGAGCGAGAGGGAGAGGUGGGGAACGAAACGACAGACGGUGGAAUUGCAUGGAAGACUCACCGCACUCUUGUAGAAACACCGAUAUCGAAACACCUGAGGCUGGAGCUGCUGUGAUCUGAGGCACUGUCCCUACAUGCCUGUACCAGUCUAAGGACUCCAGUAGUUGCUUUCAACCACACCAUCUCCACAUUACCACAGAACCAUAGGGUCCAACCCUGACCUCUGCUCCAGGGAGCCACCUAACCGCCCUCCACACCCAUUGAUGGUUCUAGAAGAAGAUCUGAGCUGCUUGUCUCCCACACGACGGCAGGCCAUGCAUUUUGCCUAAACCCAUCCUCCCUCUUCCUCUAAACCAAUCCGAGGCAGCCAUGAACCCCCAGGAGGUGGAGUUAGGCCAGGAACUGAGCGAGGACGUGGAAGCCGACUUGCCCGCUCCUCAACGCCGUCGCCAUGACAACAACACUGCCACAAACAGCAGGCGACCCCGGCAGCCUAGCAACCAUAGUAGUGAAAACAACAACCACGCUGCUCCGCGCUACAGGAGGUAUAAUGAGGCCCCUGGUGCAGGUGUCAGCAGAAUCAGAGGAGCCCCACAGCGGAGGUCAACAGAGGAGCCAGAGGCAGAGCUGCACCAGGGGGCCCAGUCUCCUCCCCAGCAGCCCCAGCCUCAGCCCCAGCAGGCCCAGGGUCAGUCUCUGCCCAUCCCGCGACCUGCAGUGACACGUUACCGUAGACAGGAGGACAGUGAGGCCAGGCUCAGAGCACAGCAGCAGAGACACACACAGAGACAGCAGAGAGAGGCUGAGAGGGCCCAGCAACAACAACCACCUCCACCAGGCCCACAGCCUGUUCACUCUCUACCCCCACAACCAGAUGAGCCGGAGGAACAACCACCUCCACCAGGCCCACAGCCUGUUCACUCUCUACUCCCACAACCAGAUGAGCCGGAGGAGGAUGAGGGGGAGAGAGAGAGGGAGAGAGAGGGUGAUGAUUAUGCAUUAGCUCGUUCUGCUAGCACAGAAAGCGGUUUCCACACACACACAGACCGGGCAGAGGGCGACGCCGUCAUGGCACUAGAUCCUGAGGCAGAGGACGACUGCGGUACCUACGAGGUGACGCUUCGCCCAGAGGCAGAGGGAUACACAGAGAGUGCUGAGUCAGAGCAACAACACCCCCACCCCAACCUGAACCUCAACUACCCCCCUCUGCCCCCUCCCUUACCCCGGGAACCCCUACCAGAUGUUGGGAGACCCCCCAGUCAGGAGGAGGCAGAGGAGACCCUGAACCCUGGAGGAGGUUACUCCAACUACGUGUACACCCAGCCUCUCUACCGCCGUGGGGGAGGGGCCAGCAGAAAAGGGGGGCGGGACAGCAGCGUGGAGGAAGGGGUGGAGCCAGAAGACGAGGCGUAUUCUGAAGCCUACGACUACUCCCUGACAGAACACGUCUACGAGGAGAUCGGCGACGCUCUCUCUUCUGCCGCAAAGGUUGCAGAGCCUAUGGACGCCAAUGAGAACCUCCAGCAGAGGAAGGCGGGGUUCCAUCUGUUUGAGGGGCGGGAAGGAGGCGGGGACUACCGACAGCAGGAGGCGGUGGGGUCACGGCUCCACCACUACGAUGAACGCUCGGACGGGGAGUCGGACAGCCCGGAGAAGGAGGCGGAGUUUGCUCCGUACCCACGGGCAGACAGUUGCGACCAGGACGGGGAAGAGGACAUCGACAUGAUCGUAGCCGAGGUCAGAGAGAGUCUCAGCUCUCAGAGUCUGGAAAGAGCUGCUGCCGGGCUACGGGAGGGAGGAGAGGAAGAGGACAUGAUGGAAGGAGGAGAGGAAGAGGAGGGAGAGUGGCCCGAAUCCGAACACGCUCACAAUUCUCAAUCCGAUGCGCCCACAGACUCCACAUACCGCAAGGGAGAGAUAGAAGGAGAGGGAGAUGAGAGUGAAGAAGAGAGCAUCCCACCCCCAGCAGAAUCUGACGACUGGUCUGGGGUUCGUAACAGUCGUGAAAAGAGAGACGCCAUCUCCCUGGCCAUAAAGGACAUCAAGGAGGCCAUAGAAGAGGUGAAGACCAGGACGGUGAGGUCACCCUAUACCCCUGAUGAACCUAAAGAGCCCAUCUGGGUGAUGAGACAGGACCUGAGCCCCACCGCUGAGUGCUGUGACCUGCAGCCCUCACUAGGUGGCGACUCUCCAGGCUCAGACUCUCAGGCCUCUCCUCAGGGGGCGGAGUCUUCUGUCCGGACGCCCAUGCUCGAGGGGAGUGACAGCUUCGAGUCUCCACCGCCCUCCACUAAAGAGUCCAGGAGAAGCCUCGCCUCCUUCCCUACCUAUGUAGAAGUCCCAGGUCCGUGUGACCCAGAGGACCUGAUCGAUGGGAUCAUAUUUGCUGCUAACUACCUGGGCUCCACCCAGCUGCUGUCUGACAAGACGCCCUCAAAGAACGUCCGUAUGAUGCAGGCCCAGGAGGCCGUCAGCCACAUCAAGCAGACUCCAGAGGGAGAAGCCCAGCCCAUGACAGAGGUGGAUCUCUUCAUCUCCACCCAGAGGAUCAAAGUCCUCAAUGCUGACUCACAGGAGACCAUGAUGGAUCACACCCUGAGGACCAUCUCCUACAUCGCUGACAUCGGCAACAUCGUGGUUCUGAUGGCGAGACGCCGCAUGCCCCGCCCAGACUCAACGGACAGUGUGGAGGUGUCUGAACCUGACCAGGAGGAGAAACAAAGCCAGUACAAGAUGAUUUGUCAUGUUUUCGAGUCGGAGGAUGCCCAGCUGAUAGCCCAGUCUAUAGGACAGGCCUUCAGUGUGGCGUACCAGGAGUUCUUGAGGGCCAAUGGCAUCAACCCAGAGGAUCUGAGUCAGAGAGAAUACAGUGAUCUGCUCAACACUCAGGACAUGUACAAUGAUGACCUCAUACACUUCUCCAAGUCUGAGAACUGCAAAGAUGUUUACAUUGAGAAGCAGAAGGGUGACAUUCUGGGCGUGGUGAUUGUGGAGAGUGGGUGGGGCUCCAUCCUGCCCACAGUCAUCAUCGCCAACAUGAUGCAUGCCGGUCCAUCUGAGAAGUCUGGUCGUCUGAACAUCGGAGACCAGAUCAUGUCUAUCAACGGGACCAGUCUGGUAGGACUACCCCUGUCUACCUGCCAGACUAUCAUUAAGGGUCUGAAGAACCAGUCUCGUAUCAAGCUGAACAUCGUAAGGUGUCCUCCCGUAACCACGGUGCUCAUCAGACGACCUGACCUCAGAUACCAGCUAGGCUUCAGCGUACAGAAUGGCAUUAUCUGCAGCCUUAUGCGAGGGGGCAUCGCUGAGAGGGGAGGAGUCAGGGUUGGCCACCGCAUCAUCGAGAUCAACAGCCAGAGCGUAGUGGCCACACCCCACGAGAAGAUUGUCCACAUCCUGUCCAACGCCGUGGGAGAGAUCCACAUGAAGACGAUGCCAGCUGCCAUGUACCGCUUGCUAACUGCCCAGGAGCAACCCGUUUACAUCUAGAACCGACCUCACCUUCUGACUCUAUCCUGACCCCUGACCCCCAGCAUCACUGCACCCUCUGUGUGUGAGGCAAUUCCUCCCCCUCUCCCCAAACCCCAGAUCACCAUUGGAGAAUGAAGCUUAUAUAGCCUUAUGAGUGGACCUAUCAUGUGCUCUGGAAUACUCUCUAAUCCGAUUGUUUUGCUGUGGAGAGUAGAGGUGGGCUGUACCAGACAGCUUGUUCAAGCCCCUCCCAUCCCGAGGGUCGUUUCCUGCCCUUCUCUCUCGUUCUCUCCCUCUGUCUUUCUCUGUCUUUUUUCCCUCUCUCUUUCUCCAAGCAUUAUCUCCUUCUCCAUUAUCUCCCUCUCUCUCUCUCUCUCUCUCUCGCUCUCUCUCUCUCUCUCUCUCUCUCUCUCUCUCUCUCUCUCUCUCCGGCUGCACUCAUCUGAUAUGUUAGGGUUACCUCUGUGUUCUCCCACAACACAAACAAGAAGAGAAUGAGUGUGAAACCUGCUGAUUAACAAGUGUUACCACUCUGAACAACCAAUCACAUAUUCUUCCUCAUAACAUUCCACACCUUCCAGCUAACAUUAACGAGAGUCGAGGCAGAUGAUGAAAGACUCUGGUAGCCCACCAGAACAGAUGAAGAAAACAAAUCGUUCCCAACUUUCCAACUUUAGUUUUUCCUUUCUUUUGUCUCCAGUAUGUUUUUAUGGCUGAGAUUUGGGCUGAUUUAUCCAGCAUUCCAAGCUGCGUUCUCUCUUCUCUAUGCCCAGACAUUUGUUAUUGUCUGAACUCAUCUCAUCCAGAGGAGGUACACUAUCAAUCAAAUUCAAUCUAAUGUAUUUCUAAAGCCCUUCUUACAUCAGCUGAUGUCUCAAAGUGGUGUAUAGAAACCCAGCCUAAAACCCCGAACAGCAAACAAUGUAGAUGUAGAAGCACUACACCCACUCAAUGAUUUACUACCUUCAAAGGAAUCCAUGUUCCCUUACAAAAACAUACGUGUUGUCCAGGAAAACCAGUUCUACAAGUUCUACAAGCUCGGCUCCAGUCACGUGCACGGCUGAUAUUGGUCUAUUCACAUUCUCACGUGCACGGUUUAUUUCCACCCUGGGAAGAGCAGGGGAAGAACUGGAUCAUCAAACCGCAAUAUGCCAGAAAAGUUUAACAACAUUAAGGAUUUUACAGGCACUCUGACCGGUGCUACGUGAUGUAUUCCAUCCAGAGUCAUGUAUAUUCUGAAUAUAAUAUAUGCCUUUGUCUUGUCUGAUGGAGCAACAGGGAGUGAUGGGUUUUGUCUUGUCUGAUGGAGCAACGGGAGUGAUGGGUUUUGUCUGGUCUGAUGGAGCAACAGGGGGUGAUGGGUUUUGUCUGGUCUGAUGGAGCAACAGGGGGUGAUGGGUUUUGUCUGGUCUGAUGGAGCAACAGGGGGUGAUGGGUUUUGUCUGGUCUGAUGGCGCAACAGGGGGUGAUGGGCUUUGUCUGGUCUGAUGGAGCAACAGGGGGUGAUGGGUUUUGUCUGGUCUGAUGGAGCAACAGGGGGUGAUGGGUUUUGUCUGGUCUGAUGGAGCAACAGGGAGUGAUGGGUUUUGUCUGGUCUGAUGGAGCAACAGGGAGUGAUGGGUUUUGUCUUGUCUGAUGGAGCAACAGGGAGUGAUGGGUUUUGUCUGGUCUGAUGGAGCAACGGGGUGAUGGACUGUCUUUGUGCCUCCUGGGAAAACGGGUUGUAGCUGAAUACUGUAGUACGAUAGUUCACCAGGGUUUCUGCUGGAACAGAACACAUCCAUCUAAAUCAGAGGAUAGAUAGCAGAAGAGAUUACCCAGACUGAGUUAGGGUUAGGAUUAGACUGUGUUACAAUACAGAAGAGAUUACCCAGACUGAGUUAGGGUUAGGAUUAGACUGUGUUACAAUACAGAAGAGAUUACCCAGACUGAGUUAGGGUUAGGAUUAGACUGUGUUACAAUACAGAAGAGAUUACCCAGACUGAGUUAGGGUUAGGAUUAGACUGUGUUACAAUACAGAAGAGAUUACCCAGACUGAGUUAGGGUUAGGAUUAGACUGUGUUACAAUACAGAAGAGAUUACCCAGACUGAGUUAGGGUUAGGAUUAGACUGUGUUACAAUACAGAAGAGAUUACCCAGACUGAGUUAGGGUUAGGAUUAGACUGUGUUACAAUACAGAAGAGAUUACCCAGACUGAGUUAGGGUUAGGAUUAGACUGUGUUACAAUACAGAAGAGAUUACCCAGACUGAGUUAGGGUUAGGAUUAGACUGUGUUACAAUACAGAAGAGAUUACCCAGACUGAGUUAGGGUUAGGAUUAGACUGUGUUACAAUACAGAAGAGAUUACCCAGACUGAGUUAGGGUUAGGAUUAGACUGUGUUACAAUACAGAAGAGAUUACCCAGACUGAGUUAGGGUUAGGAUUAGACUGUGUUACAAUACAGAAGAGAUUACCCAGACUGAGUUAGGGUUAGGAUUAGACUGUGUUACAAUACAGAAGAGAUUACCCAGACUGAGUUAGGGUUAGGAUUAGACUGUGUUACAAUACAGAAGAGAUUACCCAGACUGAGUUAGGGUUAGGAUUAGACUGUGUUACAAUACAGAAGAGAUUACCCAGACUGAGUUAGGGUUAGGAUUAGACUGUGUUACAAUACAGAAGAGAUUACCCAGACUGAGUUAGGGUUAGGAUUAGACUGUGUUACAAUACAGAAGAGAUUACCCAGACUGAGUUAGGGUUAGGAUUAGACUGUGUUACAAUACAGAAGAGAUUACCCAGACUGAGUUAGGGUUAGGAUUAGACUGUGUUACAAUACAGAAGAGAUUACCCAGACUGAGUUAGGGUUAGGAUUAGACUGUUACAAUACAGAAGAGAUUACCCAGACUG
Oncorhynchus mykiss (rainbow trout) is the source of this 6383-nucleotide messenger RNA. Its product is annotated as amyloid-beta A4 precursor protein-binding family A member 1. Gene Ontology annotation, cellular component: plasma membrane; cytoplasm; dendritic spine. Gene Ontology annotation, molecular function: amyloid-beta binding; protein binding. Lineage: Eukaryota; Metazoa; Chordata; Actinopteri; Salmoniformes; Salmonidae. Gene Ontology annotation, biological process: chemical synaptic transmission. The record is from RefSeq and is a predicted model, not a curated record.